AAGUGCACUGUCCCCGGAUGCAACACGAAAAAGCAAAGCCGCGGCAGGUGCAUGCGGCACGGCGGUGGCAGGCGCUGCAUCGCCUUCGGCUGCACCAACGGAGCGCAGACGAAAGGCUUGUGCAAGCGUCACGGCGGCGGAGCGCGCUGCAGAGUGCCCAACUGCAGCAAAAGCAGUCAAAGUGGAGGCUUGUGCCGAACCCACGGAGGUGGCAAGCUUUGCAUCGCCCCUGGCUGCAAGAAGGGCGCCCAACGCCAUGGAAAGUGUGCCAUGCAUUCCUCUCGCAAGUGUUCCAUCGACGGAUGCUCCAGCGUCGAGCGUUGUGGGGGCUUCUGCGGCCGCCACAAA
This is a messenger RNA of Phytophthora sojae, 348 nucleotides long. RefSeq lists its product as hypothetical. The transcript has a single exon. The record is from RefSeq and is a predicted model, not a curated record. The annotation marks the transcript as partial. Lineage: Eukaryota; Oomycota; Peronosporomycetes; Peronosporales; Peronosporaceae.